Molecule: messenger RNA, 1995 nt
Organism: Botrytis byssoidea
Lineage: Eukaryota; Fungi; Ascomycota; Leotiomycetes; Helotiales; Sclerotiniaceae
Exons: 5
Coding region: 1-1995 (664 amino acids)
Source: RefSeq, a predicted model, not a curated record
AUGAAUCAUGAUAGAUCAAGUACCAUAACUCAUGUGAGACCAGGAGUUGACAAGUGGUGGCUGAUAGUCAUCUACUGCCUGAUAGUGGCGUUACUUGCUGCGCUUUGCUUAAUCUAUUCUUUCAAGCCGCAAUCUGCGUUCAACCUCGCAUCUGAAAGACAAUAUGGACUAAGAACGCUACGUGAGAUGCCCUGCUCCGAAACUCACAGUUCUGCGCCUUUGGGCAUUGUAUUUGGCAUCAAUUUGGCUGCUAGCAUUGUGAUCGCCGCUUCAGAUCACGCUAAAAUUGGACUUCUUGCACCGACUCCAGAGCAAUAUGAAGCUGAUUUUACAGAUCUUGGACUUCACACUUUACGAAACUUUCUUGGUGCAACCCUUGGAAGAAAGACACUGUUUGUGUCGCUAAUUUUCUCUUCGUUGCCAAUACAUUAUCUAUCUAAUAGCAUAAUUUUCAUUAUGAAUUCUGGGUACAAAUUUUACGAGGUUGUCGCUUCUACCUCUUUUCUGAAUGGUAUUAAUCGUGAAACCAAAUGGCCUGAAGGCUAUGGCGGCAUUGAGCAACUCGAAAACUUGCUUCGCAGUGUACAAAGUGACCCUACAAUACUUGUAAAUCUUUCUCGAACAGAUUGCACAUCCGAGUACAAUAACGUGAUGUACUCGAAUUACCGCACAUUAAUCCUGAUAUCAGACUACCAUUUACCGAACAACAAUAACUCUGUACUUGCGAUCGGUGUUCUUCCUGGUUAUCGUUGGAAGUCGAUUGCCUCUUCGCUCUUGGCUCUCUGCCCAGACGCUUACCUUGAGAUUUUCAAAGGUGCAUCAAGACCAGAUAUCGCCUUUAUCGAAAAUGAUAGGCCUCGUCCCAUGCCAGUCGCAUGUAUUGACCAAGCUGAAGUGGUACAGAUAUCCGUGAAUGAGAGUUCUGUAUCUGCGCUUCGGUCUCGACAGCUUGGAGCUGACACAGCUAUCUAUCCAACAGAUUAUUACAACCCAUUGGCUCAGAUAGAGCUCUGCUAUCAAUAUUGGCCAGAGAAAGACUACACGUUCGAAAACCGCACAUUCCGCGGACUACUGUACACACGACCAAGCGUUCCGUUCUCGUACUGUUCAGCCGAGCGCUUGCCAUCAAAGCCUACUUGUCGUCUGGUAUAUAGCCCCAUGACAACCUUUAUCUUCGGUAUCAUUCUUGUGAUUAAACUCGCUUUGAUUUCAAUAGCUGCCUAUUUCCGGAUUUUUCAUCUAGCGCUCUAUAGAUACCGAGAUGUCAGAGAUCAUUAUCAUUUAUAUGGCGAGAAAGACGACCAAUUUUACCAUCGCCGGUUGGGCAAAGUAUACAGUUGGUACCAGGGGGUAUACUCAACACCAGGUAUAGACUUUGCUGCCCAAUUAAUCAUUUACCUAAUAGUUUUCAUCUGGAUCUGGAUUCUGUGGGCAGCAUCUAAAGGGCGUAUUAUGAGUUCUGGCUUCAGUCCCUCUGCCAAAACAGAUACUACCUGGUUUUUCAAAAGCGUACUUUUCUACAAAAGCUUACAUAUAAUUCUCAGCAUUCUUGCCUUCUUUCAAGAGAACAUGAUAGAUUGGCGCGUAAGCACCCUUGAGAGAGCCGAAGCAUAUAAUCCGCCACCAUCGCCAGAAACAUUCUAUCAUGGACUUUGGCGAAAAUUGAAGACCUUCGCGCUUGACUUUCCUACAUGGCUGAUGAUCUUCAUGCCAUUACGUACGACACUUAUCCACAUGUUCGUCGGCUGGAUGUUUCCCUUUCGAUUCGUUGAUAUCGCAGAAUUGGGCCAAGAUGUCGGCACACUGGUCGGUUCAGUACCAACUGCGUAUUGGAGUCUGGGCCCGUGGGAUAUCUUUAAUCAGACGAGUAAUUCGGGUCUGUUUGUUGCAUAUGAUGCGAUACAGCUCACGAUUUUUGUUGUCGGGCCAUUCUUUUUGCUUGAGGGUGUAUUCUUUGGUGUGGUAAAACUAAGGGAUUGUUUUAAAUUGAUAUGA